Molecule: messenger RNA, 663 nt
Organism: Zasmidium cellare ATCC 36951
Lineage: Eukaryota; Fungi; Ascomycota; Dothideomycetes; Mycosphaerellales; Mycosphaerellaceae
Exons: 2
Coding region: 1-663 (220 amino acids)
Biological process (GO): glutathione metabolic process
Cellular component (GO): mitochondrion; peroxisome
Molecular function (GO): glutathione transferase activity; glutathione peroxidase activity
Source: RefSeq, a predicted model, not a curated record
AUGGGACAACCAAAGCUCACCCUAUAUGUCGACAUCCUGUCUCCAUUCGCCUACAUGGCGUACUACUUAACAAGGAACUCCCCCGCCUUCCAAUCCCUCCCCAUAACCUACAUCCCCAUCCUCCUCGGCGGCCUAAUGCAGCAGGCCAAAAACCAACCCCCCCUCAACAUCCUCAACAAAGACAAGUGGAUCAACGCCGAACGCCUGCGCUGGUCGCGGGCUUUCAACAUCCCCAUCGCGGAAGAAACGCCCUCCCCCUUCCCGCAAUCCACCGUCAACACCCAGCGCGCGCUCGUAUACCUCUGGCUCAAAGAGCCCGAGGGGGUCCUGCCGCGGGCGCUGGACGCGCUGUACCAUGCGUUCUGGGUGGAGCGGAAGACGAUCGGGAAGGUGGAGGUUAUCGCGGAGGUGUUGGGGCCGGUGUUGGGGGCUGAGGGGACGAGGAGGUGUUUGGAGGGGGUGAAGAGUGAGGAGGUGAAGCAGGCGUUGGUGGGGAAUACGAAGAGGAGUUUUGAGGAGGGGGCUUUUGGGUUGCCGUGGUUUGUGGCGGAGAAUGAGAAGGGGGAGAAGGAGGGUUUCUGGGGCGUGGAUCAUAUGGGGCAGUUGUUGGAGUUUUUGGGUAUCGAGCCUUCGGGGGAGAAGGGAUAUAAGUCCUUGCUGUAA